Messenger RNA from Fimicolochytrium jonesii, 785 nucleotides. Its product is annotated as cyclophilin-like domain-containing protein. The transcript is spliced from 11 exons. Gene Ontology annotation, molecular function: peptidyl-prolyl cis-trans isomerase activity. Gene Ontology annotation, biological process: protein folding; protein peptidyl-prolyl isomerization. The record is from RefSeq and is a predicted model, not a curated record. Lineage: Eukaryota; Fungi; Chytridiomycota; Chytridiomycetes; Spizellomycetales; Powellomycetaceae. Gene Ontology annotation, cellular component: intracellular membrane-bounded organelle. Bases 144 to 662 code for a protein of 172 amino acids.
GAAAUGCAUCAUGUCGCGUACAUACAACAUUUGACAUUUCGGUCACAUUUCCUGGAGUUACGCUGGGCUCCGACGACGAUUGCACUUACACACCUGCCCCUACUGUGUGCACUGUGGACUAGGCUUAUACUGAUUUACCUACAAUGUCUCGCGAAAACCCCAUAGUGUUCUUCGACGUUACAAUUGGUGGUCAACCAGUUGGGCGUCUGAAGAUGGAGCUUUUCAAAGACGUGGUCCCACGGACGGCAGAGAACUUCCGGCAACUGUGUACCGGGGAAUACAAGAAGAACGGGGUACCUCAGGGCUACAAAGGAUGUCACUUUCAUCGGAUCAUCAAAGACUUCAUGGCGCAAGGGGGAGACUUCUUGAAGGGUGAUGGAAGCGGCUCUUUGAGCAUAUACGGUGACAAGUUCGAGGAUGAGAACUUUACGUUAAAGCACAGUGGACCAGGACUCCUGUCGAUGGCAAACAGCGGACCAAAUACCAACGGAUCGCAGUUUUUCAUAACAUGCGCCAAGUGCGACUUCUUGGACGGAAAACACGUCGUGUUUGGGCGGCUGGUUGAUGGGCUUCUGACAUUGCGGAAGAUCGAAAACGUGCCAACCGGGCCCCAAAACCGACCGAAGUUGCCUGUGAUUAUUGCCGAAUGCGGUGAAAUGUGACAACUGGAAAACUAUGGUACAUAUGUAGAGUGGGUGGCGCGCAGGCGCGGGCCUGUCGUUCAACUAGUUCUGCCAUUUCGGGUGGCGGGAAGGCGCGGUUCCUGACAAGGUCCGAAAGGAGAA